UACCUAUUAGAAGCAGACGAUAUUUUGUUUACGAACGUUGUUAUGACAACGGAGCUAACAACUUAAAUCGAAACAUAGUUCCUAUUCGAUAUUGUAAAUCGUUUAUAUCUAAAAAUAUCAAAUAUGUCGGAUGAUUUUAGGAUUUUAUGGAUAAAGAGUGUAGUAUGUAAGGCGUUUCUUAUUGAAGAGAAAGUUUUCGAUUCGUUUUUAGAAGGAGAUCAGAGAUAUGGCGAAAUAAUUUUAUACGAAUUUCUCACGACGACUGAUAUAAAUAACACGAUACUGUUAUUUUAUACUUCAGAAAAGGAAGAAGAAAUCGAAAUUCAAGAAGAUAAAAUCGAAAAACCAAAACUGCAGUUUCCACAAAUGAAAGAACUUCAAAUGGAAGUUUCUGAAAUUGAGAAUGAUGAACAGAAUGAAGAAUCUGAUAUAAUAAGUAAUCCAAUGAUAAGUGAUGAAGAAAGUAUAGAAAGUAAUGUUGAAGAGAAAGAAGUUACUAUGAAGAUCACUUUACCACUUUUCAAUAUUAAGGAUGUUUUUAAAUUUUGUUACAAUAAAGAAGAAUUUACUGGUCAGUUUCCACAAAUGAAAGAACUUCAAAUGGAAGUUUCUGAAAUUGAGAAUGAUGAACAGAAUGAAGAAUCUGAUAUAAUAAGUAAUCCAAUGAUAAGUGAUGAAGAAAGUAUAGAAAAUAAAAUCGAAAAACCAAAACUGCAGUUUCCACAAAUGAAAGAACUUCAAAUGGAAGUUUCUGAAAUUGAGAAUGAUGAACAGAAUGAAGAAUCUGAUAUAAUAAGUAAUCCAAUGAUAAGUGAUGAAGAAAGUAUAGAAAGUAAUGUUGAAGAGAAAGAAGUUACUAUGAAGAGCAUCACAAAGAAAAUCAUCAUGCAUAAAAUCUUGCAUGUACAGAAAUUACUAGUUCCUGAAGAAAAAAAUUUUAAUUAUUUAUAUUUGAUGAAGAUAAAUAAUGAAUCUAUACCUAAUCCUUCAUCUUGGGAAGAAGCAUAUCAAAAAAUGCCAAAUCAAUUUGAUAUUUCUGUAGUGACAAGUCAUUCACUUCUUAUGCUUAGCCAAUUGUUACAACAAAUCACUUUACCACUUUUCAAUAUUAAGGAUGUUUUUAAAUUUUGUUACAAUAAAGAAGAAUUUACUGGUCAGUAUUCAAGAAUUCAAGAGAUUUUAUUAAGUUCAAUACAGAAAUUUGGAAUUACUAUGAAUCGAACCUUAAAACAACUUGAAAACAAAAUACAAUUAGAAUUUAUAACUUUCCCAAACAAUGUAUCAAUUGAUAGUUUGGCUCAUGAUAAAGCAUUUGUUACUCAAAUUGAAGACUUGAUGAUCUCUUGGAGACAGUCUAUACAAAAAAUGAUGACUGAAAUUUUAGAAAAGACAAUUCCUGGUAAGAGUCCAUUAGUAGAAAUUGAAAUUUGGAGAGAACGUCAAGCAGGAUUAAGUGCAAUUGUUGAACAGUUGAAACACAAAGAAGUUAUUCAAGUUCAAGAAGUUCUGAAAAUAGCAAAGAGUUUUGUAUUGUCAAAUUUUUUAGAUAAUUGUGAAAAACUUGAGAGUCAUUUAAAAGAAGCUCAUGAUAAUGUGCGAUUUUUAAGUACAUUAGAAAAAUGUUUUCAGAAUUUAACUCCUGGUACCCCAUUAAAUAUUGCACUUGAAACUAUUCCAGUUUUAAUUAAUGGACUCAAAAUGAUGUGGAUUUUAUCUCAGCAUUAUGGACAUGAUGAUGGAAUGAUGUCAUUAUUAGAACGCAUUGUUUGGUCUUUAUGUGAAUUAGUGACUACAACUUGUGAUGUCAAAAAAAUUUUUAAAAUGCCUUAUAAAGAGGCACAGGAUGUAACAUUUCUAGCAUACUCUUUAUUAGAUAAUUGGAAAAAGAGUUAUCUCAAAGUACGUGCAAAUAUAGAAACUUUUGGACAAAUUCCUCGUUGGGAAUUUGAUCGAGCAAGACUUUUUGAAAGAACUGAUUAUAUUGCCUACAUUUGUCAAGAUCUUAAUAGGAUUGGAAAGACUGUAGGAGAAUUAAACUCAGUUAUUGGACCAGAAAUGAAAUCACUUGUUCAGGAUCCAAUUAGAAUUGAAAUAAUUCUUCACAAAAUUCAUAAGUUGACAGUUCCUAUUGAAACAGUAAAUUUUGACAUAUUUGAUAAUAGUAAAAAAGAUGCAUGGAUGAUUAUAGUUAAUCAAAUUUUAGAUGAGAGUGAUAAUAUUCAAGAAGAAAUAAGAUAUUUUUUAGAAGAAAUAUUUGAGUCUAUGCCAUCAGCAGAAACUGCAUUUGAUUUCCUACAAAGUCUUAAAAAAAUUACUAUUUUUACUUCAGCAAAUGAACUAAUGGAAAGAAAAUAUAUUGAUGUAAUGAAACAAUAUUUAGAUGAGCUUGAAAUGAUUGAAGAAUGUUUCAUGGAAAAAAAGAAUAAUCCUCCCAUUUACAAAGAUAAUCCACCUAUCACUGCUGCAAUAAUCUGGAAAAGAAGUUUAUUUUUUCAAAUAAAAAAACCUAUGUUAAAAUUUUCAAAAGAAGAUAGAUUAAUUGGUUCUAAUCUAGGAAAAGAAGCUCAAAAUAAAUAUUUAACAUUAGGAAAAAAAAUGAGAGAGUAUGAGGAAAAAUUGUUUCAAUCUUGGCAAAAGAAAUCACUUAUUUUAGUACGACAAUUAAUACAAAAAAAUAUCUUGGUAUUAGAUCAGUCAGUUGAUAAAGCUAAUCAACAACAAAAAUGUGCUGGCGCUAAUAUAAAAGUUUAUAUGUCACAGAAGAUGAAUUAUAGAAUUAAUUUUCCUGAUGCUUUGAAAGAAAUUAUAAAUGAAGCUAAGGGUUUGGAAUGUUUAGGAUUCUCAAUUCCUGAUAUCAUUCGUGAUAUUGCAUUGGAGGAAGAAAAAUUUUUUAGUCAGCGAAAUGGAUUAAAUAAAAUAUUAAAAAUGUUAAAAUCUGUUUUGGAAAUGAUGAAUGAAGCUCAGGUAAAAUUAUUAGAUGCAGAAAUUCAAUGUUUGAAUAAAACAAUAAUAUAUGGAGUGAAAAGAUUAAACUGGACUUCACUUGGUAUUCCAGAUUAUUUAAAGAGGUGUGAACAGGAAAUUUCAAAACUGCAGUCAUUAUUAAAUCAGAUUCAGAAGACUAAUAAUGAUUUGGAAAUUUGCAUUCAAAAAAUUUCAACAAUAAAGUUUUUUGAUACUCAACUUUCUAAAGGUGAUAGUUUGCCAUCAUGCAAGGAUUAUUUUAAAUUUAUUGAAAGAAGAAAAACAGAACUAUUAGAAACUGCAGUAAGACAGUAUCGUGCUCUUCCAUCUUUGAUGACAAAUAUAGAAGGCUUAGUUUGCCAAACUAAUUCUCAUAAAGCAUCACGACUAUAUGACUAUUAUGAAUAUAUUGAAGAUAAAAUAUACCAAGCUCUUAUUCAGCUUGUAGUAAAUAAUUUAGAAUAUUAUAAAGAAAUGAUCAAAAGAGAAGAACCAUUAUUUGAAAUAGAAGCAUUUUUAGUUGGUACAGAGUUAGUAUUACAACCAACAAUGGAUCAAAUACAUAAAAUGAUGACAAACUGUUGCCAAGAUAUAAUUGAAGGAACAAAAUGCUUCUUUAGAUGGUUCCAUAAUUCUUGCAUUGAAUCAGAGCCAAUAAAAGUUAAAGAUCAAGUUGAACUCUACUGUUAUACCUUUUUCGAUGAUGUUUCUCUACAUCCAUUAGUUAGAUCCACAUACUUAGCAGUUGUAAGGGAAUGCCAGUCAACUGUAAUAUCUUUAUAUAAUUCUCUACAUUCAUGGACCAAAUACAGUAAUUUAUGGCUUUCUAAUGUAAACAAUGCUUGCAUUAAUUUUUGUUUUAAAAAGCCUAAUUUUAAAGAUUAUGAUGAACGAUUUCAAUUUUACUCUUUACUCAAGAAAGAGAUUCUUGAAAGGCCUGAAACAGUAUUUAUUGGAUGUAUAGCCCUUAGAUUUUCUCCAUUAAUUCAAACCAUUCUUGAACAUUUAUAUGAAUGGAUAUUAGCUUUUGGCAAAUGCUUGAAUAAGGAUGCAAAUGAAGAAAUGAUGACUUUGAAGACAGAGUUUGAGUGUUUAAAAAAGGAACUAGAUAGACCUCCACAAACAUUAGAAGAGUUGAAAUUAGUGUUAGAGACAAUUACUAAAAUUCGAAAUAUGUCUUUUGAGAUGGAUGUUUCAAUUAAAAAUCUGGAAGAAAAAUAUCGCACACUUGUAAAUAAUAAUAUAUAUGUCUCCACAGAAGAACUGGAAUCAGUAAAAAGUAUUGAACAAUUUUGGAAUGAUCUUGUUUAUUUAUCAAAAAAAGUUAAUUUUUGUCUUCGAUCUAUUAAGAAAAAGUUUACACAGACUACCUUAGCUGAUCGAGAAAUAUUUGCUUUUGAAUUGAAACAGUUUUGUGAAAAUUUUAAUACUGCUGGCCCAGAAACUUUAACAGAUGAUUUUGAGAAAGGUUUACUUGUUUUUGAAGAAUUCAAUAAUAAACUGCAAAAUAUUGAAAUUAAAAAAGAACAACUGGCAAAUGCUGAAAGAUUAUUUGAUCUCAAAAUUUCUUCAUGGCCAGAUCUGAUCAAUAUCUGGAAUAAAAUGAAUAAUUUAAAACAGUUAUUUCAUAUUUAUGAAAACGUAAAGAUAUCUGAAGAAAAUUGGUGUGAAAAACUUUGGGUUGAUUUUGAUCCUUUAGAUCUUCAAAAAAGUAAUGAAACCUAUCAGAAAGAAUUUCAUAUGCUUCCAGAUGGCAUUAAACAAAUUCCUUUAAGUCAUACUUUAAAACAAAAACUGGAUCACACUAAAAAUUCUAUUCCAUUAUAUCUUAUUUUAAAAGAAGAAGCAAUCAGAGAUAGACAUUGGAUAGAAUUAAUGAAGAUGACUGGUAUUACUUUUGAUUUAAACUAUGCAAAAUUUAACCUUGGAAAUUUGUUUUCAUUGAAUUUAUUAUGUUAUGAAGACAAUAUAAAAGAAAUAGUUGAGAAUGCAAAGAAGGAAUUAAACAUUGAAAAGGAAGUACAAGAAAUAAAACAGUUAUGGGAUCAAAUGAAUUUUCAAAUAAAAAGAUAUUUUAAAGGAACAGAAGAUAGAGGACAUAUUCUGAUGGGAGUUGAUAAAAUUCUACAAGCAUUAGAUGAUAAUGCAAUAAGUUUACAAAUGAUGUCUUCUUCAAGAUUUGUAGGUCCAUUUUUAUCAAUUGUUCAAGAAUGGGAAAAUAUUUUGUCUCAUAUAAGUGAGGUUUUGGAGAUAUGGAUAAUGGUACAGAAGAAAUGGAUUUAUUUAGAAGGUAUAUUUAAUGAAAGUGAUAUAGUGAUUAGAUUACAUGAACAAACAGAAAAGUUUCAAAAGAUUAAUUCAAGUUUCCAAAAGAUAAUGCAUGACACUUCAAAACAACCAAAUAUAAAGAUUGCUUGUCAUGUUUCAAAUCGUUAUGAAGAAUUACAAGAAAUAUUUAAUGGACUCAACGAAUGUCAGAAUUCAUUAAAUAAUUUUUUACAUGAAAAACGAAAUGCAUUUCCACGAUUUUUUUUCCUUGCAGAUGAUGAAUUACUUUCAGUUUUAGGUUCAGCUGAUUCUAAAGUCUUUCAAGAACAUUUAAUAAAGAUGUUUGACAGUAUACAUAAAUUGAAAAUACAAGCUGAACAAACUGGAACUGAUACAAUUGAAAAAACUGUUACUGCAUUAAUUUCAAAAGAAAAUGAAAUAGUCGAAUUUAGGAAAUCUAUACAAAUUACUAACAAGGUUGAACAAUGGAUUAAUAAUUUAUUAAAUGAAACACGAUUAUCUAUUAAAUUCUUAAUAAAAAGAGCUAUUUAUGAAUAUGGGAAAAUGCUUAAAUGUAACAUUAAAUGGCUGUUUGAUUAUCAAGGAAUGAUAUGCAUUACAGCUAAGCAGAUUUGGUGGACUGCUGCUAUUGAACAUAUUUUUGAAGAAACUAAAAAUGAUAAAAAGUUAGAAAUGAAAAAUUUUUCAGAAAAUCUUCAUAAAGAAAUUAAUGAUAUUAUUUCACAGAUUUCUUCCGAAAUGUCUAACAGUGACAGAAAAAAAUUUAAUAUGGUAUUACUAAUUAUGAUUCAUGAAAAGGAUAUUAUAGACAGAUUUAUUCUAAACAAUAUAAUCAGUGCUAAAGACUUUGAUUGGGAAAGACAGUUAAGAUUCUAUUGGUUAAGAGACCAAGAUGAAAUAAAAAUUUAUCAGUGUAAUGGAGUACUUCAUUAUGGCUUUGAAUAUAUAGGAUUGAAUGACAGAUUAGUUAUAACUCCAUUAACUGAAAGGAUUUAUUUUACAGCUACUCAGGCUUUAUCACUGUAUUUAGGAUGUGCCCCUCAUGGGCCUACUGGUACAGGAAAAACAGAAACAAUCAAAGAUUUAGCAAAAUCCCUUGCUUUAUUUUGUGUGAUGAUAAACUGUGAAAAUGAGAUGAAUUAUAAAUAUUUUGGAAAAAUACUUUCUGGUCUUGUUCAGUCUGGAGCUUGGGGUUGUUUUGAAAAUUUUAAUUACAUUAAUGCUUCAGUAUUUUCAGUUAUAUCAACUCAACUAAAAGUAAUACAGAAUGCAUUAAUAUUAAAGUUGAAAAGGAUUCAGUUUGAAGGAGAAGAAAUAUCUUUUGAUUCUAAAAUAGGAAUUUUUAUAACACUGAAUCCUGAAAUUUCCAGAAAAAGAGAAUUACCUGAGAAUUUAAAAACAUAUUUUAGAUUUGUAGCUUGUUCUUUUCCAGAUAUACAAUUAAUUUGUGAAAUAAAAUUAUUUUCUGAAGGAUUUAUUUAUGCUAAAGUUCUAGCCAAGAAGUUAACUAAUCUGUAUAAAUUAGCAAAAAUAAAGUUAUCUAAACAACUUCAUUAUGACUUUGGUCUUCUUGAGUUAAAAUGUAUAUUAAUGAAAGCUAUAAAUAUGAAGAGAGAAUUACCAGAUUUAGAAGAAGUUAAUUUAAUUAUACAAGCAAUAAAAGAAAUAGAUUUUCCAAAAUUGACUUCAGGAGAUAUAGCCUUGUAUAAUGAUCUAAUACAUGAUUUGUUUCCUGAAAUUGAAAUUAAUUACUCAUCAAUUUAUCACUCUGAAUUUCAAAAAGUUGUGGAAGAAGUUUUGAAAGAGGGAAAUUUCAAAAUUUUGCCACAUCAGAUUAAUAAAAUCAUGCAAAUCCAUGAAAUAAUGAUGCUAAGGCAUGCAGUAAUGAUAAUUGGACCAAGUGGAGGUGGAAAAAGUGUUGUUAUUAACACUUUUAUGAAUGCACAUGUAAAAUUAGGUUCAUUGGUAAAAACUUGCAUCAUUAAUCCAAAAGCUGUAGCUAUUACAGACUUUUAUGGCUUUAUCAAUUCCUCAUCUAAUGAAUGGACAGAUGGAUUGUUUCCAGUUAUUUUUCGAGAAAUGAAUCAGCCUGCUGAAAAAUCUGAAUUACGUUUCCUAAUAUUUGAUGGAGAUAUAGAUUCAGUAUGGAUAGAAAACAUGAAUUCAAUUAUGGAUGAAAAUAAAUUGCUUACAUUACCUAAUGGAGAACGUAUAAAGCUACAAACAUAUUGUAUGUUAUUGUUUGAGGUUGCAAAUUUACAAUAUGCACUUCCAACUACAGUCUCUAGAUGUGGAAUGAUUUAUGUUGAUCCUGUUGACCUUGGUUACCUUCCUUACUGGGAAUGUUGGUGUAUGACAAAAGCUGAUGAUAAAAAGCAAGUGAUAUUACAUAAACUAUUUGAAACUUAUAUACCAGAUUGUAUUAAUUAUGUUUUUAAAAAUACUAUUCAAAAUAAAAGUGCAUCACAGUUAACUACAAUUAUAUCACAAACCCCUUUGAAUAUGAUUACACAGUUAUGUUUGAUGCUAGAAUCACUAUUAACUCCAGAUAUUACUGAUCAGGAUAUAAUUGAAAGUUAUUUUCUUAUGGCUGUUUAUUGGUCAAUUGGAUCAGUUUUUGAAGAAAAUGAAAGAAUAAAAUUUGAUAGUUUUGUUAAAAGUAUUUGUUCUUUUAAAACAAUUAAUGAUAGUAAUGAAACUUUUGCAUUAGCAGGUGAAAUACCUUUAACAUUACCAACUUUAUAUGAUUAUUACAUUGAUUCUAAUAAAAAAGUAUGGAUUCCUUGGAAUAACUUAAUUCAGUCUUUUACGUCAUCUUCAACUAUUAUAUAUAAUGAUAUACUAGUGCCAACAGCAGAAACUGUACGUUUAAAUUGGCUUCUACAUCAAAUGCAAAAAAUUUCCUAUCCUGCUAUUGUUGUUGGUGAAACAGGAACAUCAAAAACUAUCACAAUUCUUGAUUUUUUGAACUCACUUGAAAGUGAUAAGAAUAUGUUACUUAUUUUGAAUUUUGCAUCAUACACAUCAUCAAUAAGUGUUCAAAAACGUUUAGAAGAAAAGAUGGAGAAACGAAUGAAAAAUAUUUAUGGACCAUCAGUGGGAAAGAUACUUACAAUAUUUAUUGAUGAUUUAAAUAUGCCAAAGGUUGAUGAAUUUGGCACACAACAGCCUAUUGCUUUGCUAAAAUUACUUAUAGAACAUAGAGGUAUAUAUGAUGUUGAUAAAUCAAAACGUUGGAAGAAUUUCAAGGAUUUUAAAUUAAUGGCAGCUAUGAAGAAAGGUAUUGGUGGGAAAAAUGAAAUUGAUCCAAGAUUUAUAUCUUUAUUUUGCUGUUUUUCUAUGCUGCCACUCUCAGAUGAUUCUAUUUUCCAUAUAUAUUUUUCCUUAUUAGAGAAGCAUACAAAAUUUUUUCCAUCAGAAAUAUGUGAUAUUGUUUCUUCAAUUACUAAAACUACAAUAUUAUUAUAUAAAACAGUUUGUCAAUUACUUUUGCCUAUACCAACAAAAUUCCAUUAUUCAUUUAAUAUUAGAGACUUGACACGUGUCUAUAAUGGUCUUUAUCUUGCAACACCAAAAUAUUACAGAACACCUGCUGAAUUCAUACAGUUGUGGAGAAAUGAAUGUUUGAGAGUAUUUCAUGAUAGAUUAUCAAAUGAAGAAGAUUGUAAGAUCAUAACUGAUGCACUCUCCUUGUUAAUACAAGAAUAUUUUUUUGAAAAUAAAGAAAAUGUGGAACAAGAGUCUUCUUUGUUUGCUGACUUUCGUAAUUCAUUAAAUAACAAACCAAGAUUCUACGAAUGCUUCAAUGAUUAUGAAGAAAUAAGAAGAAUUCUGCAAAAUAUCUUGAAUCAUUACAACAAACACUAUAUUCCAAUGAAUUUGAUACUAUUUAAUAAUGCACUUGAGCACAUAAUACAUAUUCAUCGAGUGUUACGAAUGGAAGAUGGCCAUUUAUUAUUGAUUGGAACUAAAGGAUGUGGAAAAAGAAGUUUGACUCGACUGGCAACAUAUGCUGCUAAUUUGCAACUAUUCGAAGUAAAGCCAGUAUAUUAUUAUAAAAAAUCAUUAUUUGAUGAAACUUUGAAGAAUUUAUAUAAAAGCAUAGUUUUAGAGAAUCAGAAAAUUGUUUUUUUAUUUUCUGAUGUGCAUCUUGUAAAUGAAGAAAUAUUAAAAGUAAUUAAUGAUAUGUUAACUUGUGAAACAAUGUCAACAAUAUUUUCUAAGAAAGAAAAAGAUAAAAUUAUAAGUAUGAUUAAAGAAGAAGUAACUGAAUAUGGAAUAACAAAUGAAAAUAUAUGGCAGUUUGUGGAAAAAAGAUUCAAAGCAAAUCUUCAUGUUGUUGUUGGAAUAUCACCUAUAGGAAAUACUUUAAGAAAAAUUUUCCAAAAUUUCCCGGGUUUAAUAAAUACUACUACUAUUGAUUGGUUUUCAACUUGGCCAGUAGAUGUUCUUUCAAGUGUUGCAUGGGAAUUUUUAGAAAAGAGCAAACGAAUUAUAGAAGGAUUGACUAAAAUUCAACUUGCUCGAGAACAAAUUCUACUUUUUCAAGAAAAAUUAGAUGAACAACAAAUUGUUUUGAACAGAAAAACUGAUGCUUGCAAUGAAUUGUUGGAAAUUAUUUCAUUGCAAACUCUUACUAUAAAAGAAAAACGACAAAUUGAAAAUGUCAAAACUGAAGAGCUGAAAGAAAAACAUGGACUUAUAAGUCAUGAGAAGAUGGAAGCUGAAGUGACCUUAAGUGAAACACUUUCAGCCUUAGAUGCAGCACGUAAUUCAUUAAAAGAAAUAGAUAAAUCUGAUAUCACAGAAAUAAGAUCAUUUGUUGCACCUCCACCAGUAGUAAUGACUGUAGCUUUAUGUAUUUGUGCUUUACUUGGUAAACAAACAACUUGGAAAACUGCAAGAGCAAUGAUGUCAGAACCAACUUUUAUGGAAAAUUUAUUGAAUUUAAAUGUAGAGAAUAUACCAAAUCAAAAUAUCACUAUAAUGAAAAGAUUGCUGAAGUCAAAUGUUACUGAUAAAAACCAAUCUGAUUGCCAACAGAAGCAGAAGUUUGAGAAAUCAUUUGUUGCACCUCCACCAGUAGUAAUGACUGUAGCUUUAUGUAUUUGUGCUUUACUUGGUAAACAAACAACUUGGAAAACUGCAAGAGCAAUGAUGUCAGAACCAACUUUUAUGGAAAAUUUAUUGAAUUUAAAUGUAGAGAAUAUACCAAAUCAAAAUAUCACUAUAAUGAAAAGAUUGCUGAAGUCUCUUGAACCUGGAAUUAAUACUGAACAAAUAAAACAAAUCAGCAAAGCUGGAAGUAAAUUAUUCAAUUAUAUUCUAGCUUUGAUGGAUUAUUAUGCUAUAUUUAAAGAAAUAAAACCAAAAAAGAACAAGGUUAAUCAAUUAGAAGAAGAUUACAAUUAUGCAACAGAUAAUUUAUGUAAAUUAAGGAAGGAAAUAAAAUUAUUAGAAGAAGAACUAAAAGACUCAAAUAAAAAAUUUGAUGAUGCUAUUUCUCAAAAAUAUAAUUUACAAUCUGAAACUACUGCUAUGGUAGAAUGUUUAAAAUCAGCAGGUCAAUUAAUUACUGGUCUUGGUUCUGAAGAAGAAAGAUGGAAAAAAGAACUUGAAGAAUUAGAAAUGAAAAAUGAAUUUUUGAUAGGUGAAUGUAUACUAGGCUCAGCAUUUUUAAUUUAUUCUGGUCCCUUUACUUUGGAAUUUCGUCACAUUAUGAUCUAUGAAGAUUGGAAAAAUAAUAUAUUGAUAAGUAACAUAAAACUUAAAGAACAUUUUAAAAUAGAAGAACUGUUUGUUGAUGAAUUUAUUAUAAGCAGAUGGAUAUCUGAAGGCCUUCCACCUGAUGAAUUUUCUAUACAGAAUGGCAUUCUGACUACAUCAGCUCUUCAUAUUCCUGUUUGUAUUGAUCCACAACUGCAAGCCUUGAAUUGGAUAAAAAAGAAGGAAGAAAACAAUAAUUUAAAAAUCUUAUCCCUCAAAGAUUCAAACUGUUUUCAACAAUUAAAAUUAGCACUUCAUCAUGGACAUCCUACAUUAUUUCAUAAUGUGGAUGAGUAUACUGAUUCCAUUUUAUUCAGUUUAUUAGAAACAAAUAUAAAAUAUAAAGAUGGAAAAUAUUUUUUUAUCUUUGAAGAUAGAGAAUUAGAUUAUGAUUCAAAUUUUCAUAUGUAUAUUACAACAAAAAUUUCAAAUCCAGCAUAUUUUUCUGCUAUAUUUACAAAAGCAACUAUAAUAAAUUUUACUCUUACAACAAAAGGAUUAGAAAAUCAGCUCUUAAGUAUUAUCAUUGGUAUAGAGAAAAAAGAAUUAGAAGAACGAAGAGAACGAUUAAUUGAUGAUACAAAUAUUAAUAAAAGAAAUUUGAAAGAAUUAGAAGAUUCAUUAUUAAGAGAAUUAGCUACAUUGACAGGCAAUGUGUUGGAUAAUGAAGAUCUUAUUGAAACACUUGAAAAUACCAAAAUUAAAGCUGUAGAGAUAAAUGAAAAAUUAUCACUUGCAGAAUUCGCAACAGCUGAAAUUGAACAGAGUCGUAGUGCAUAUUCUCCCAUUGCCAAAAUAGGAGCUGUAUAUUUUUUUGCAUUAAAUGAUAUGUUUAUGAUAAAUAAUAUGUAUCAUUUUUCUUUAUCAGUUUACUUAAGAGUAUUUCUUUCUGCACUAAAAAAUUCUGUGCCUGAUAUCAAUAUAAUAAAAAGACUAAAAAAUAUUAUUCAUAAACUUACAUCAAGUGUUUAUGAAUUUGGAUGCAUAGGUAUCUUUGAAAAGCAUAAGUUACUGCUAUCCUUUCAAAUGGCUUUAAAAUAUUUACAAAAUGAAGAAGUUAUAAAUGAAGAGGAAAUGAAAUUUUUUAUAAAUAGCAAUAUUUCUACCAGAGGAUUUGAUUUAAAGUGUCCUCAUGAUUGGCUUCCUUAUCAAAGUUGGAAAGAUAUUUUAAGUCUUUUGCACACUUUCCCUAAAACUUUUAAUAAUCUUCUUCAGAGCAUAAUGAUUAAUGAAAUAAAUUGGAAAAAGUGGUUUUAUUGUGAACAACCAGAACAACAACCAAUUCCAGAUUUUGAAGAUUCUUUGAAUCAUUUUCAGAAACUUUUAGUAUUACGUUGUUUUCGUAUUGAUCGUGUUUGUUUGGGUGUUAAGAAAUUUAUUUCAAAUAUCUUAGGAAAUGAAUAUGUUCUUCCAUCCACAAUUCCUUUUGAGAUAAUUUAUAAUUUAAGUACUCCCAAUAAUCCAAUGCUGUUCAUCAUAAGUCAUGGAGCUGAUCCUUUAUUUGAAAUCUUAAAUUUUGCUGCAAAAAUUGGAUUUGAAGAUCAUAAAUUAAAAUUUUUAUCACUUGGGCAAGGUCAAGAAGUGGCUGCUUUGCAACUCUUAAGAACUGCUAAGGCUAGAGGAUAUUGGUUAAUUUUUCAAAACUGUCAUUUUCUGAUAAAUUGGUUGGACAAAUUAGAACAAGAAAUUGAUAAUCAAGAAAAAGUUCAUCCUGAUUUUCGUCUUUUAUUGACUACUGAACCAACUGAAAAGUUUCCCAUUACAAUUCUACAGAAAUCUUUUAAGGUAAUAGUAGAACCUCCAAGUGGUUUAAAACGUCGUUUGCAAAGUCUCUAUAGGAAGUUUUCUGACAAAAAUCUUCCUCAAUGUGAAAAUGUUCAUUUUCUCCCUUUGAUAUAUGUUUUAGCAUUCUUUCAUUCUGUAAUAUUGGAGAGACAGAAAUAUUCAAAAUUGGGGUGGAAUAUUAUAUAUGAUUUCAAUGAAUGUGAUUUUAAUUUUUCUGUAGAUAUUCUUAAUACAUAUCUAAAAGCUGAUGAAAAUCAUCAGAUCCCAUGGAAAACAUUGAAAUUUUUUAUAGAGGAGAUAAUAUAUGGAGGCCAUGUCACUAAUAAAUUUGAUAAAAGAAUUCUUAAAACAUAUGUAGAUGAAUAUAUGGGAUACUUUAUCUUUGAUACUUACCAGUCAUUUCAUUUUUAUUGUAAUAAUGAAAGUUAUAUUAUUCCUCAAGUAUACAGUAAAGAUGAAUACUUAGAAUAUAUCAAUUCAUUACCUCAGACAAAUACUGUAGAAAUCCUAGGAUUGCAUGCAAAUGCUGAAAUAAAAUUUUUAAGUAAGGAAACUAAAUGUUUCUGGGAAAGCUUAAAAAAGUUACAGUCACUUAAAGCAAAUGAAGAAAAUGACACUAUCUAUGAAAAUAAUCUAAAAAUAGCAAUUGAUAUCUUUAAUAAAUUGCCUAAAACUAUAAUUACUGCAUCUCAUCAAAAAUCAAGAAUGCACUUACCUUUAACAGCAGUACUAGAUCAAGAAUUGGAAUUAUUUAAUAUAUUAUUAAAUAAAAUAUUAUCUACAUUACAAACAUUAAUAAAGGCACUAUCUGGCAAAGACAGACUGGAUUCUGAAUUAGAAGUAAUCACUCAUUGUAUAAGUAUUGGCAAACUUCCUCUUACUUGGGAAAAAUAUUCCCCUCCAACUCAAAAAUCCUUAGGUGAUUGGAUCACACAUUUUUGUGAGCGUUAUAAUCAGUAUCAAAAGUGGGUUGCUUCUAAUGAGCUUACAGUGAUGUGGUUAUCUGGAUUGCAUUUUCCAAAUUCAUAUUUAAUUUCAUUGAUUCAAACAGCAUGCCAUGAAAACAAUUGGUCUCUUGAUCAAUGCUCUCUUUUUACAUCAGUUACAAAAUUUAUAUCAGAUACUGAAAUAAAUGAAAAAAUGCCA
Centruroides sculpturatus (bark scorpion) is the source of this 13950-nucleotide messenger RNA. RefSeq names its product dynein heavy chain 10, axonemal-like. Gene Ontology annotation, cellular component: dynein complex. The annotation marks the transcript as partial. Gene Ontology annotation, biological process: microtubule-based movement. The transcript is spliced from 73 exons. The record is from RefSeq and is a predicted model, not a curated record. Lineage: Eukaryota; Metazoa; Arthropoda; Arachnida; Scorpiones; Buthidae. Gene Ontology annotation, molecular function: dynein light intermediate chain binding; minus-end-directed microtubule motor activity; ATP binding.